Messenger RNA from Peniophora sp. CBMAI 1063, 915 nucleotides. Lineage: Eukaryota; Fungi; Basidiomycota; Agaricomycetes; Russulales; Peniophoraceae. The record is from the annotation of a GenBank genome assembly.
AUGCCUCACAUAGACGAAUACGACGCGGAAGGCACACCGAGUUCCUCUCUUUCUCACCUGCGAGUCAACGAGAACCUCAAGAACGAUGUAAUGGGAGCUGUUCGAGUGGCUGUUGAUGCUUUAGGACUAGUUGCGGACAUUACGCAAACUGUCCCCUAUCUGGGUGCCAUUUCGAAGGCUCUAACGGAGUUUCUCAAGAUUCAGAAUGAAGUCAGCACUCUCAAGUCGGACUGGAAGUCGGUCAUGAAAGUGGCGCGCCAGAUACAGUCUGUUAUCGACAAUAUGCUCAAGCGAUAUGAGCAGGAAGGAAUCAAGAGAUUGCCCGAGAAUCUCGUGGAACCUUUAGAUAAUCUCAAGAAAUGCAUCGAAGACUCAGUAAAAACACUAAGCGCGUGCAGAGUCGGGUCUAAGCGCCGCCGAGACCGGGUCCACGUCUUGCUUAACCGGGAUGACCUUUCGGGUGACAUCAAGCAAUGCAGCGACGACAUGAAGUCUGCGUUGGAACUCUUCAAUACCCAAGUCAACUGGGAUACCAAUGCACUAGUGAGAGCUGGCUCUCAUGGGGAACGGAGCCUCUCGACUGGUGAUUGCCACAUACCGCUGUCCGCGAAGCUUCGACCUCCGCCUACCCACUUCUAUGGUCGUGAGAUGGAGGUUGCCGAGAUUUUGCCGCUUAUCCGCAAACGUCACUCUCAUGUGGCUAUACUGGGUUCGGGCGGCAUCGGAAAGACCUCCAUUGCCCUCAAAGUCCUGCACGAUCCCGUUGUCGCAACCAUCUAUUCAGAAUGGCGCGUCUUCGUCCCGUGCGAGGCAAUUCUGUCCGCGGAGGGCAUAGUUUUUGCGUUACUUGCGGCGUUCAAUCUCGUUUAUGAUGCGAAGACAUCAGGAAAACGCCUAGGUGCUCACCGGUGCUAA